AAUGUGAUGAAUGAGAAGAUGGCAGGAGGGGAUGAUGAAGAGAAGAAGAGAUCGUUGAGUUUUUAUUCAACUGAGUUGAGUCAGAUGGUAAGUCAUGGACUCGUAGGAAAUGGAAGUACAAGAGGAAGUUCUCAUUCGAUCAAUGCCACCACUAGAAGACCUCCUAGUUCUUGUGGAAUUCAGGAUCAGGUAGGAGGGGCAGCAGGAGGAGCUGGGGGGGUGGGGUCUGUGGGUGGUCAUGAGCUUGGGUCGAAUGAGAUUGGUAGAAGUGGAGGAACACGUGAUCAUCCUCAUUUGAUGAAUUCUAGGUUGAUGGGUGCUCGUCAUAUUUUUUGAUUUACUUAUUUUGUGGGAAGAAUAUGAUUAGAGAAACUGAAAGAAAUGGACAAAUUGAGAAUCAUGAAUCGGAUAAUAGAGUCUUCUUGAAUAUGGGUUUUUUGGGUAUCAGUGUACUUGAUGAAAAUAGAAAAACGGGAAUCACAAAAAAAGGUUAUUAAAGAAGAUUUAAUUAAACAGAUGGAUUGUGUGGAUGAAGAAUCAAUGGUGAAAAAAAUGAAAUUAAAAACAUGUGUGUGUAGUUGUGUGUAAGUGUGUGAAAUUAAAGGGUUUUCUUGAUCUUGAUCUUUACCUUGAUUUUGUUAAUUCUAAACUUCUUUUUUGUUUAACUUCUGUUUCUAUAUAUUUUAUAAAAAAAUUAUAUAAAUUUUAUAUACUUUGUCUUUUUGUUUGAAAUUGUUUCUUAUUGAUUGAAGUUGUGUAUGUGAUGAAUGAUUUUCUAUUGAUUGAAUUUUUUACGUUUAAGUUGUGUUGAUGAUACAUUAUUUUGAAUUUCUUGAUUAUCAUGAUAAAGAUGAAGAAGAAGUUUGUUUAUUUUAGUUUGGUUUGAUAUGGUUUGAUAUGGGUUCAAUUCAUAAGUUUUUCUUGUUGGUUUUUUUCUUGAU
Molecule: messenger RNA, 941 nt
Organism: Melampsora larici-populina 98AG31
Lineage: Eukaryota; Fungi; Basidiomycota; Pucciniomycetes; Pucciniales; Melampsoraceae
Exons: 1
Coding region: 7-336 (109 amino acids)
Source: RefSeq, a predicted model, not a curated record